AGGCAAUGGAGAUGUGUUGUGUUCUGUUCGGAAGUACUGCUGUAUUGGUUUUAAUGCCCCAUGUCACAUCCACAGAGACCAGUAGCACGGGAAUCGUGACAGCAGCAGCGUCAUCAAUUGCAAAUGGAUCGGUCUACCAGUGGGCUCACAACGACAACACCACCAAGAUCCACAAGGCUAACCACACCAAAGAUUAUACCCCAAACACCACCGUGAUUUUUAAUGAGACCACGCUUCAAACCCAAAAUAAGGGUGGAGAUAUUGUUUUGUUAAUUAUUUUAUUAGUUGCAGGUGUGAUUGCUAUCUGCAUUUUGUGUGGACUAUUAUAUAAAUGCUCAAGGAAAGUUUGUCGUUGCAUAGGACAUUUUACGGGGUGCUGGAAAAAGAAAGAAACAGACAUUCCUGUUUCUCACCAUAUCUUACAGAUUGACGGAAACGAUUCAGCCAAUGACGGGUUAAUCUGUGAUUCUGUAGAACAGUCAGAGUCAGGAAGUCCGCUAAUUCAGCAGAAGGGACAGAUUGCCCUAAAGUAUUCUUCAAACUGGAAACCUGUCAGUGUCAGGUGGAAGCAAUUCCUUGAAGAUCUUCUGAAGCUUAGCAACGGGAACUUGAAGGAAGUGAACAACGUAUGUUUCAGCAAAAAGAGCGACAUGUUUAGAAUUGGAUCCGGGAACAAAACUGAAGUGUUUCUGGGUAUUGGGCGUGAUGGCAAAGAGGUUGCCCUAAAAAGAUUCCCAAUGUCUAUGUCAAAGAACUUUGAGAAAGAGAAAGCCCUGUUAAUGAAAUGUAAUUCCCCAAAUAUCAUCCGGUACUAUGAUAGUGCCAAGGACGACGAUUUUUUGUACCUGAUUCUUGAGCUUGGGGAAUUUACUCUCAAUGAGUUCAUAUCUACAAACGAGUAUAAACAAAAUCAAAGCAGCAUCUCUCGAGAUUUCGUACGGCAGAUCUUGGAAACCCUUGGAACCUUACACACUGGAUAUAACGUUAUUCACAUGGAUAUCAAGCCCCAUAACGUUCUUAUAGAUGUCAAACGCCGGGUAAAAUUAUUUGACUUUGGUAUUAGUGUGACCCUCCCAGAUGACCAAAGCUCUUUGUACACUACCGCUAAAGGAACAAACCGCUGGGUAGCAAAAGAGAUAUUGGAUAGUGCCAGUGGAAAUACAAAAUACGAGAAACUGAAAUACAAGAAAAGUGCGGAUAUCCAGGUGGCCGGGAUGUUAGUCUACUACACACUAACAGGUGGCAUACACCCAUUUAUGCCAAAUGGCGAGGCCGACGUGUUUCUGUGUAACAAGAACGUUCAAGAUGGAAAACAUGAUCUUUCAGCCUUGGACGACAUCGUUGGAAAACAUUUAGUGGACUGGAUGCUGCAGCCAGACCCUGAGCUGAGGCCGACCAUGGAGGAGGCACUGGCGCACCCGUUCAUUUGGAAUGCGGAUAUGAGGUAUCGUUUUCUUGGUGUGUUGGGGGACGAGAAGGAAGUGAAAGAAAGUUGGAAACAACAGCCACAUUCCGUAACGUUGACACUGGACGGGUUGACGGUAUCCGUUUUCAACACAGUAGCACACUGGAAGGACCUGCUCGACCAAACUGUCUAUGACGAAUUUGCAAAACCAAUGAGAAAUGGCUACAGGUCUACCAUAUGUGGACUUCUUCGAUUCAUACGAAAUGUGGACGUCCAUCUGAAAGAUAAGCCGCCUCCUAUACGAGCCACUGUAGGUAUUCCUAUGACGUACUUCAUCGCCAGACUGCCUUUUGACGAACUGUUCCUGAAGGUUUACAAAACAGUGAGAGACACCCGGUCGUCUGCUGAUGACUGGACGGUUAGGUGGUCACUGAAGGAAUUCUUCUCAGCAUAAUGCUAAUUAAAUUAGGUUGUCAUAAUGGAUGUAAGUCGUAAAUAAGCGCCGCAAUAUAGUGUUUCAGUAGCCAAGUGGUUUUAAUCUUUUAUUCAAGAUUGACCUCAUAAGAGACUUAAGGGUAAGAUUUCGCCCUUGUAAAAAUUUGGAAAAAAUUGGUUUUACAUUGGAAAUUGAAUGAUAGUUAUUUCUGCGAAGUUAUUAUAUUCAGCCACACGUAGAUUGCUGACGGGCAGAGGAUUACGGGACACAGCUGUAUAGGCGGGUUGUACCAUAUGUUUGUAGCUUCUACAGUAGAUCGGACACAAU
This is a messenger RNA of Lingula anatina, 2168 nucleotides long. RefSeq lists its product as uncharacterized. Lineage: Eukaryota; Metazoa; Brachiopoda; Lingulata; Lingulida; Lingulidae. Gene Ontology annotation, biological process: mRNA processing; protein phosphorylation; intrinsic apoptotic signaling pathway in response to endoplasmic reticulum stress. Gene Ontology annotation, cellular component: IRE1-TRAF2-ASK1 complex. Gene Ontology annotation, molecular function: ATP binding; protein serine/threonine kinase activity; RNA endonuclease activity. The record is from RefSeq and is a predicted model, not a curated record.